Messenger RNA from Tetrahymena thermophila SB210, 3600 nucleotides. RefSeq names its product PiggyBac-like protein. Gene Ontology annotation, molecular function: damaged DNA binding; telomeric repeat DNA binding. Gene Ontology annotation, biological process: DNA recombination; double-strand break repair via nonhomologous end joining; telomere maintenance. The record is from RefSeq and is a predicted model, not a curated record. Gene Ontology annotation, cellular component: Ku70:Ku80 complex; nucleus. The transcript is spliced from 8 exons. Lineage: Eukaryota; Ciliophora; Oligohymenophorea; Hymenostomatida; Tetrahymenidae.
AUGAAAAAUUUAAGAGAAGAUUCAGUAACAGAUUGGAAGGAUAAUUAAAAUAUAGAAUUUCUUAUUAAAUUGAAGAACCAAAUUUCGAAAAAAAAUAUUCAAUUUCUAACAUCAGAAGAAGCUUUAUAGAUAUCACUCAGGAUAAAACCUAAGCAGAUUCUCUAGAGACCUAAAUAUAAUGGCACAUUUUAAAUCAGAAAUGAAUUAACUGCUGAUGUAGUAGUUUUUACUAAAACAUUGGAAAAGCAUUUAUUAAAUUUGAAGACCUAUUCCAAUAUAACAGAAUGGAAUCCAAGUACUUAAAGAUAAAUGGUUGAAUAAUAAAUAUAAUAUUAUUAGGUAGAUGAUAUAUUACUUGAAAAUCCUGUGUAGGACAUAUCUAAAUACUAUAAAUAUGGAAAUUAACUUGUUAAAAUGAGUGAAUUAUUUUUGAAUUAAAUAAAUCUCUUUACACUAAAGGAAAUUAAGUUAAUUGGAUCAGUUUAAAAGUCGUCGAUACCAAGAUAAUCAUUUAUGUCUGGCUGUGAUAUUUUAUUUGCUAAGCAAGAUUCAAAACGAUCUAGAUAUAUAAUUGCAAGUUUAAUAAAAGCAUGCUUUGAAGAAUAAAGGUAUCUUGUAGCUAGAUUUGUUCUAAGGUAGAACAGCAUUCCAAAGCUAGUAGUUUUGAUUCCACAUCUUAAAAAAAACUGUGAGUAUUUUUAUAUCAUAGAAUUGCCAACUGUAGAAUCUAUUAGAGAUUAUUCCUUUAACAGUCUAAUAAGAUCUACUCCAGAACAAUAAAAACUUAUGAGCUAAUUGAUAGACGAAUUAGAUUUAGAUUAGGAUGAAAAAAACUAAAAUUAAUUUAAGAUCGGAUCACAACCAAAUGAGACCAUUGCUAAAAUUAAUGAUCUAAUAUUGAUGAGAGGAAUGAAUGUGAAUGAAGAAGAAAUUAAUAAAAAGUUAUUUACAAAAGAAUAUUAACAAACAUUUAAAUCAGCUAGUUAAAAACUUCUGAGUAAUAUUAAUGAAUAAUUUAAUUUAAAAAUCAUUAAUUAGUAAUUGUAUCAUGAUAGUUUUAACUAAAAGAUUUAUUGGAAAAAUUUAAUAAGUUAAAAAGAUGAUAAAUUAUUUAAUGAUUUAAAAGAUAUAUUUGGCUCAAUCGAAAAAUAGAAUUAUAAAGAUUUAACAAAAAAAGCAUAUUAAUAAAUUGAUUUUAGUAUGCCAUAGUCAAAAAUUAUUUCAAUUCUAUCUUAACCUCUAUUUGAUAUUAGAGAAUUUUAAGAAUAUAUUCAAAUUGUGUAAAAUUUAAUAUACAAAACUAUGGAUACAUUUAUAAAAGGAUAUACUAGUAAUAUUAUUAUUGAACUAAUUCUUUUAAUCAGAAAUAAAUCUAUCUAGUUUGAAUAAUAUGAGGCAUUUAAUUAGUUUUUACUCAAAUUUUAUGAGAAGUUUCAAAAUGAUUAAUUUAUUUCAGAGAUUGUUAGUAGUGAGAUAAACUUAAUUUCAACAGAAAACCAUUAAAAUUCAGUCAUAUUGACUUAAAUCGAAGAGGAAUUUUUAAGAUAAAAUCUCUUAUAAAAGGAAAUGUCAUCACUCAGAGUAUCAAGUAAAAAUUAAGAGAAUAUAUGCCAAAAUUAAACUUCUAAGAUGAAAAAAAUUUUAGUGAAUAGCUUAAAAAAUAAUCAAAAUAAUGAUGAAGAGAUAUAUUAUUCUGAUGAAUCAGAAACAAAUCAAGCAAGAAGGCAAAAAGAAAAUGAUAAUUCUCUUCCAUAGGAUAAUCAUGAAAAUUAAUAAAAUUUUAAUACUUAAUAAUAAAAGAAAUAAAAUAAAUAAUUAGUUUCAUUCACUUAAUUAAGCAGCUAUAAUUCAAUUUAUUCAGAAUCUGAGACUUCUUAGCAUGAAGAUUAAAUCAUUUAAAAUAAUUAAGAUCUAAAUUCUUCUAUUGAAGAAUCAGGAGAAGAAGAAUAAAAAUAAGACUUAAAAAGAAACAAAGGAAAUUUUUCCAAAAAGCUUAAUUUAAAUGAUGUUAAUUUUAAACUAUGCUCAGAUAAUAAACUUUUAAAAGAAACUCUCAUAAAUAUCGACCUCACAUAUAGAAAACCUUAAGUAAAAAAUAUACCUUUAGAGUCAACUCCAGUUUAAAUUUUUCAAAAAUUGUGGUCUGAUGAAAUUUGGAAAUUAAUUACAGAUGAGACAAAUAAAUAUUCUAAACAAAGCUUUGAUUUAAAUUAAUACAAUUUAGACAGUUAAAGUCUAAAAAAAUAAAAAAUUUGCUUUUUUAGUUAAGACUAAAUAAAAAGAUUUAUAAUUUGUGAGAUUCUAAUGGGAAUAUAAAGACUUCCCAGCUUUAGUGACUAUUUUAGUUCAGACCCAUUAUUGUCUGGAGGUUUGAACAGGAUUUUAGGAAGAGAAAAUUAUUAACUGCUGACUAGAUAUUUGCAUAUUUCUGAUAAUUAAAGUAGAAUGGUUCAUGUAGAUGAUCAUACAAAAUUUAAAUAGUUUUAAUCGAUUUUAAAUCGAAACUAUUAAUAAUUUUAUGUUCCUUCAAACUAUCUUGCAAUAGAUGAGGGCAUUAUACCAUUUAAAGGAAAAACAAAAUUUAAAGUGUAUUGUCCCUAAAAGCCUGUUAAAUUUGGAAUUAAAGAGUAUUUAUUUUGUGAUUACAGUGGUUACACUCUCAACUUAAUAAUUCAUUCACCUCAUGAAAAAUAAAAUAUCAGAGACAUUUAUCAACCCUAAACUCUUUAAACUCAAGACAUUGUAAAUGAGUUGAUCAAAGACUAUUAGCCACUUUCUGGAAGUAUUUUAAUCAUGGAUAAUUAUUAUAAUUCAUUAAAUUUAAUACAUGAUCUUAACUAACAAAAUAUCGGAGUCCUAGGAACUGUUAGGCCGGAUAGAAUGAAUUUUACUGAAGAAUAAAAAAAAAUGAUGAAAAUUUAAAAUUUUAACAAAGGAGAGACAAAAUCUUUAACUAAGGAUAACAUUCAUAUAUUCCUUUGGAGAGAUAAAGAUAAGCUUGUUAAAAUGAUUACUAACUUUUUAGAUAAUAGAAAAAUUGUGAAAAGUAUGAAAAAAACAGGCUAAAUUAAGACUAUUCCUUUAAUGGUUGAUAUUUACAAUAAAUAUGCCCACUCGGUAGACAAGAGAAACUAAAUAUGCUAAAAUUAUAGAAUACACAAAAGAUCCUAAAAGUGGUGGAAAUGUGUUUUUUAUCGUUUAUUAGAUACAACACUUUGCAAUGCUUACAUAAUUUAUAAGAUAUUAAAUGAAGGAAAAAAGAGCCUCUUAACACAUAAAGACUUUAGAAUUAAAAUAGUAGAAGAGUUAAUUCAAAGUUUAAAUGAAUCAACAGCUCAACUCACUAAAUCUUUAUCCCAUAAUAGAGGUAUUAUCUACUCUCUAAUCGAUAUAAAUAAAGUUAGAAAGUAAGGUGUACAACAAGAAAUUAUAGCUCAUUUUCUAGAAAGGUAAAACUAAGUCGGAUUAUGCUCACUUUGCAAACAAGCUACUUUUUUUACCUGUGAAUCAUGUAAUUACGGUAAUAAAAAGAUUGCCUUAUGCCCUGUGAAUUGUCAUAAAGAACAUAUGAAAAAAGUUUAUAAUCUUAUAGAUAAGUGA